Molecule: messenger RNA, 608 nt
Organism: Anastrepha obliqua
Lineage: Eukaryota; Metazoa; Arthropoda; Insecta; Diptera; Tephritidae
Exons: 2
Coding region: 53-340 (95 amino acids)
Source: RefSeq, a predicted model, not a curated record
ACAGACAUUUCUGUGCGAGAACGUAUUUGUAUUUGUUGACAACCCUGACUUAAUGGCCGAAACUAAGCAACAAGAUGAGACAACACGUAAAAAACAUAAGAAAUCAAAGAAACAUUCAAAGUCAUCAAAAGAGUCGGAUGGUGAAGACGACUUCAAGAAAGUCAGCACUUUGAAACGUAAACAAACUGAACUAGCACGUGUACUUCAACUCAAAUGUGAUAUACUGGUCCAGGGUAAUCUAUCUUACUUGGAAUAUAUUGAAUUGAGGGAAGAGCUGUGGCGUCUCAAUGCACUGAAGGAAACAUUUGCAAGACAGGCUGCUAAUUUUGAAAAGCGUUGACCAAAUAAAAAAGUGCUUUAAGGGGCAAUUAUUCAGUGCUCUUUCAACUGUGGUGAACUUUUUAAAUUGAGUUUUAGCCUGCAAAAUUAGGCAUUUAAACAUAAACCAGUUAAAUUUGCGCUGAAAGCCUAUCCCUUAGUUGUAAGUGUCUCUCUAUUCUUUCCGUAGAAUUGUAAAGUCUUCUAAAAUGUUAUAUUUUUGAUAAGCUCAUGAUUUUAUUGCAAACCGGUUCUAAUUUAAUAACAAGGUUAAUGAUUUCAAAGAUAAA